GAUGGCAGUGUAGCGCCUGCGGACCCAGCGCACUCUCAGUGGAGGCGCAGAAGAAGAGUGAGCAGCGGUGAGGGGCGGCAGUCUUCUCCUGAACUCCUCGUUCAUGGCUUAAACCAGCGCUUUUCUCCAGGACUGUCAUAUACGGAGCGUGCAGAGAUGAAGCGGGUGCGGACGGAGCAGAUCCAGUAUACGGUGACCCAGUACCUGAAGAGGAGGCAGUAUAUAGACACAGAUGGGUCUCUGAAGGGGGCCAAACUCUCCCAGUCUGCUGAGGAGAUGGCAGCCAGUCUGACGGUUCAGACGGAGUCCAGCUGUGCGAAUGUGGUGUCCGCAGCCCCGUGUCAGUCAGUCCCGCAGCAGUAUGAGACCCAGUUCUCCAGACUGCGCUCUUUCCUGCAGGAGGCAGAAGCACCGUUAGUGAAGGAGGUGAGCGGCGUCUUGUUUCCGCUCUUCCUCUACCUGCACCUGGACAUGGCGCGGUGUGGCCUGAAGGGGGCGGUAGACUCGUUUUACAAUCGCUUCCACUCAUUCUUCCAGCAGGACCCUGAGCAGAAAGCCAUGGUAGACCUGCUACGAGGAGUCGUCACGCCUCAGGAUGUGACCUCAAACCCUAAACUCUGCUCGCUCCUGGAUCACAAGUAUGUGGUGCAUCUGACGGAUCAAGCGUACAACUACCUGCUGCGUUACCUGCAGAGCGACGACAACAGCGCCAUCUGCUGGGCGCUCAGCACACAUGUGCAGGUGGAGGUGACAGCAGCGCGCCGAACCGACUACCAGCUGUACAGCGCAGGCAUAGGAGCAGGAAACACUACCUCCACUUCCUCUUCCUCUGCUGCAUGGACUGCGGGGAAUGGGUCGGAGGGGGCGGAGCGUGUGGAGGUCACGGCUGGGUUACCUCAGAACGAGGCGGCGCUGGAGGCGUUGCAGGACUGCAUAAAGCGCAAUGAUGAGGAUGACUCAGGCAGUGAGAUAAAGACCCUGCGCGCUCACAGCGGCCCCGUGUACCGCACUGCGUUCCUGACGGACGGCUCCGGCCUGCUGUCCUGUUCAGAGGACUCCACCGUUCGCUUCUGGGACCUGAACAGCUUCACGAACACCGUCCUGUACCGCGGCCACACUUACCCCGUCUGGGACGUGGACGUCAGUCCCUGCAGCCUGUACUUCUCCACGGCGUCCCACGACCGCACCGCGCGCCUCUGGAGCUUCGCGCGCACCUAUCCGCUGCGUCUGUACGCCGGACACCUCUCCGACGUCGACUGCGUCAAAUUCCACCCCAACUCCAACUACGUGGCGACGGGCUCCACGGAUAAAACCGUGCGCCUGUGGAGCACGCAGCAGGGGGCGUCCGUGAGGCUGUUCACCGGGCACCGCGGGCCCGUGCUGUCGCUCGCCUUCUCGCCCAACGGCAAGUACCUGGCCUCGGCCGGAGAGGACCAGAGACUGAAGCUGUGGGACCUGGCGUCCGGCAGCCUGUUCAAAGACCUGCGGGGUCACACUGACAGCAUCACCAGCCUCUCCUUCAGCCAGGACAGCAGUCUGGUGGCCUCCGCCUCCAUGGACAACUCGGUGCGGGUGUGGGACAUACGCAGCGCCCACGGCAGCGCCCCCACCGACGGCUCCAGCAGCGAGCUGAUUGGACAGUACACGGGCAGCACUAGCAACAUCCUCAAUGUGCAGUUCAUGGCCUGCAACCUGCUGCUGGUGACGGGCACUGCGCUGGAGAAACAGGAACAGUGAGAAUGUGUGUGUGUGGGUCAAUCUCAACAAAACACGUCCGGGUCAUAUUUCACCCCAAAAUCAUCAGAUGAAAUAAUUAGGACUAAUUCGGGAUAAUUGGGUCACUCAAUGGCAAAAUGCGUCCCAGUUUACCUGAAUUCACCUUGUAAGUAAAAUAAAGCCAUUUAGCACCAUAAAUGAUCUUUUUGCAUUGUGACGUUAUUUCUAUAAAAAAAGUUCUUAUCACUGUAAUGCAAAAAACAAAAAAAACAAUGAGAUGCUAUUUGAAUGGUAAAGUAUUUAUCAGGGUGGUAUUUGUUGUAUUGCCCUUAAUUUGUUGAUUCAGCUAAAUAAUUAAGCACUUAAGUUUCUUU
This is a messenger RNA of Sinocyclocheilus rhinocerous, 2090 nucleotides long. Its product is annotated as TAF5-like RNA polymerase II p300/CBP-associated factor-associated factor 65 kDa subunit 5L. The record is from RefSeq and is a predicted model, not a curated record. Gene Ontology annotation, molecular function: protein binding; transcription coactivator activity; RNA polymerase II general transcription initiation factor activity. Gene Ontology annotation, cellular component: nuclear protein-containing complex; histone acetyltransferase complex. The transcript has 7 exons. The coding region runs from base 157 to 1737 and encodes 526 amino acids. Gene Ontology annotation, biological process: regulation of DNA-templated transcription. NCBI's taxonomy places the organism in Eukaryota, Metazoa, Chordata, Actinopteri, Cypriniformes, Cyprinidae.